AUGGUAUUGUUUUCCUCUAUUGUGAAUAAUAUAUAUGAAAAUACUAAGAAAGUUAACGAAUGUUCAGAUAUUAAAACAGUUGAAGAAGAAUAUAUAGAAUGUGAGAUAAAUAAUAAAAAAAAAAAAUGGUCUGAAAAUAAAUUAAAAUAUGAGUUACAAAAUAUGAAUCAUGAUAUCAUUUGUAUAAAAAAAUAUAAAUAUUAUCCUUUUAAGAAAAAAUGUCAAAAUAAUUUUUCUUUUUUGAGGGAAAGAGAAAAAUAUUACACAUCAAAUGAAAAAAUAAAAAAAAGAAAUUACAAGAUAAUUUAUGAAAACUUAAAAAGUUCUCCACCUAUCCAAAUCGCUUUCUGCGGCAUACUAAUGACUAUACUUAUUGGUUUGUUAGAAUUGAAAAACAAAAAAUUUAAAAAUUCUUAA
Molecule: messenger RNA, 417 nt
Organism: Plasmodium relictum
Lineage: Eukaryota; Apicomplexa; Aconoidasida; Haemosporida; Plasmodiidae
Product: conserved Plasmodium protein, unknown function
Exons: 2
Coding region: 1-417 (138 amino acids)
Source: RefSeq, a predicted model, not a curated record